Molecule: messenger RNA, 2652 nt
Organism: Magnolia sinica
Lineage: Eukaryota; Viridiplantae; Streptophyta; Magnoliopsida; Magnoliales; Magnoliaceae
Product: protease Do-like 2, chloroplastic
Exons: 21
Coding region: 94-1971 (625 amino acids)
Biological process (GO): proteolysis
Molecular function (GO): serine-type endopeptidase activity; protein binding
Source: RefSeq, a predicted model, not a curated record
AUGUAUGAUGUAAUUCAGAGAGGAUAAGGAGAGCGUUUUACAGCCUACCGGUCUGUCAUCUCCUCCAUCUCUUCUUCUCUUCUUCCACCUUCAAUGGCAAUAGCUAUAUGUUCUUUCUCCAUCCUCUCAUUCACUGACACGUCUCCUUCCCACCAUUCCUUUCCGUUUCUCUGCGGCGCCGGAACAAGUCCCUUUAGAUUCCUCUGCUCACAUAAACCUCUCAUUUCUAAAGUGAAAGCUUCCAAGAGAACUCCUUCUCAUAGAACUAACAAAGAAGAGGUAGAAGCUAUUUCCCAGAAGAGGUUUCCUGGAAGAGCAAAAGAUGAAAAGGCCUAUUUGCCGCCUGAUGGUUCUAAAGGGGAGACGGGCCGGUCUUCAUCCGCAGUAUUUAAAUCACUCGGCCUGCAGAAAAAAGACAAGAAGGGGUUGGUGUAUGAUCUGAAGGAACAACAGGUUAAUGACACUGAAAAUCUUCAAGAUGCAACUUUUCUAAAUGCUGUUGUUAAGGUUUACUGCACCCACACUGCACCUGAUUACUCCCUUCCAUGGCAAAAGCAAAGACAGUAUACAAGUACAGGAAGCGCUUUUAUGAUAGGGGAAGGGAAGCUUCUGACAAAUGCGCAUUGCGUUGAACAUGGUACACAGGUUAAAGUUAAGAGAAGGGGAGAUGACACGAAAUUUGUGGCCAAGGUUUUAGCUAGAGGUGUUGAAUGUGAUAUUGCUUUGCUUUCGGUAGAGAGUGAAGAAUUCUGGAAAGGUGCUGAACCACUCCGUUUUGGCCGCCUACCCUGUCUUCAGGAUUCAGUAACUGUCGUAGGGUAUCCACUUGGAGGAGAUACAAUAUCAGUGUCAAAGGGUGUGGUAUCACGAAUAGAGGUUACAUCAUAUGCUCAUGGUGCGACUGAUUUGUUGGGCAUUCAAAUUGAUGCAGCAAUCAAUCCUGGCAAUAGUGGUGGCCCUGCAUUUAAUGACCAGGGGGAGUGCAUUGGGGUGGCGUUUCAGGUUUACAGAUCUGAAGAAGCGGAGAAUAUUGGAUAUGUGAUUCCCACCACAGUCGUGUCGCAUUUCUUGACUGACUAUGAAAUGAACGGAAAGUAUACUGGGUUCCCUUGCCUUGGGGUCUUAUUGCAAAAAUUGGAGAAUCCAGCUCUACGAGAAUGCUUAAAAGUACGGUCUAAUGAGGGUGUACUGGUGCGGAGAGUUGAACCUACCUCUGCUGCAAAUAAUGUUUUGAAGGAGGGCGAUGUGAUUGUAAGCUUUGAUGAUGUGCAUGUAGGGUGUGAAGGAACUGUCCCAUUCCGAUCAACUGAACGUAUCGCAUUCCGCUACCUUAUAAGUCAAAAGUUCCAAGGAGAUGUGGCAGAGCUUGGCAUCAUUCGAGAAGGGAAUCACAUGAAAGUUCAAACAGUUCUGAAUCCGCGUGUUCAUUUGGUGCCUUAUCACAUUGAAGGAGGGCAGCCUUCAUAUCUCAUCGUCGCUGGUCUUGUGUUCACACCACUCUCCGAACCUCUUAUAGACGAGGAAUGUGAAGACUCAAUAGGGCUGAAACUACUGGCAAAGGCACGGUACUCUUUGGCAAAGUUCAAAGGAGAAGAGAUUGUGAUCUUAUCACAGGUCUUAGCAAAUGAAGUAAACAUCGGGUAUGAGGAUAUGGGCAAUCAGCAGGUUCUGAAGUUUAAUGGGACUCGGAUCAGAAAUAUAUGGCACCUAGCACAUCUUGUUGACUAUUGCAAAGACAAGUACUUAGUUUUCGAAUUUGAAGACAAUUUUCUCGCUGUUUUGGAGAGAGAAUCAGCCGCCAUUGCCUCUCCUUGUAUUCUCAAGGACUAUGGAAUCCCAUGUGAAAGGUCACCUGAUUUGUUGGAACCAUAUGUGGAUUCGUCAGAAGACAAGCAAACAAUGGAUAAGGAUUUUGGCGACAUCCCUGUUUCCAAUUUGGAAAUCGGAUUUGACGGGCUUCUUUGGGCAUGAUUAAUUGUACCCAAUCAAGGUAAAUAAGAAAUCACUUAAAGCUGUUAAUGGGCAUCGAAUCCAAGCUAUUAAAGGCAGAAAUCGGGCCUGAUCCCCCAAACCUCUGUGCAAUUUGAGUUAUAUAUUUCGCAUUGGUUGUAACCAUUUGCAGUUCAUAUAUUAGUCCGAAGCAUAAACAUGCCAAAUUUUUGUUGUAACAUGUGGGAUGGAUAUGCUGGUGCAUAGGUGGGUUGUCAAGGCAGGGCGCUUUUUUUUUUCCUCUUUCUCAAAUGGGACUAAAUUCCAAUUCUCUUCUUUCCCCCAUUUCAUUGUGUUGUAAUCUUAUUGACUUUGAUUUUCAUUCCAAGCCUACAAUAAUACAGAAAGUUAGGUAUUCAGUAGAGACCUGUUAACUUGUUAAAGGGAUUAAUGCAGCUAGACUUCUCGGGACUAGCCAACAUGGCAUGCAUGGAAAAAUCUGAGCUGUUUCCCAGGCCCUACAUUGGUGAGGCAGCCAAAAUCAGGCAGUUUUAAGACAUUUUACAAGUGUAUUAUCCUGUUAGAAAGAAAGGAUUCAUCUUUCAAGAUGGGUGGAUGUGAAGAGAAAUGAUAUGGCUGUAUCUUAAGUUAUGCUACGACAUUUUAUUUUUUCUGUCAGCAUGUGAUGGGUGUAUAAUAUCCAACUGGGCUGUUAACUGCUGG